This is a messenger RNA of Salvelinus sp. IW2-2015, 803 nucleotides long. Lineage: Eukaryota; Metazoa; Chordata; Actinopteri; Salmoniformes; Salmonidae. The record is from RefSeq and is a predicted model, not a curated record.
UAUGGGUAUAAACCAAUGCCAGCAGUAAAGCCAGGGUUUGUGUUGAGUAGAGAGCUGAAGCUGAGGAACUACACCCCAGAGGAUGAAGAGCUGAAGGAGAGACAGGUGCCCAAGGCCAAACCUGCUUCAGUGGAGGAGAAAGUGAAGGARCAGCUAGAUGCAGCUAAACCAGAGUCUGUCAUUGAAGAAGUGGAUUUGGCCAACCUAGCCCCCAGGAAACCUGACUGGGAUUUGAAACGAGACGUGGCGAAGAAGCUGGAGAAGCUUGAGAGGAGAACACAGAAGGCCAUCGCUGAACUUAUCCGUGAUCGUCUGAAAGGCAGCGAGGAGGAGCUGGCUGGAGCUGUGGGAGCCAUAGGGGUACAGCAGAGGGGACUCGGAUGACCCCUUAAUCCAGAGACACACCGCGCGGUCCUGGAUCUGACCCUACCAAUGUUCCUGUUCUGUACAGCUGAAGUUUGUGUGGGAAUCGGAGACUUUUGGUUUCCGUAGCUGUUAAAGCUACUUGGGGAGUGUGAAUAUGCAAUUGAAUAUGUCACCUUGAUGACUUCUCAACUCUAGUCCUAGACGUCACAAAUGACACCCUAUUCCCUGUAUAGUGCACUACUUUUGACAAGUAGUGUGCUAGAUAGGGAGUAGGGUGCCAUUUGGGAUGCAGAGCCUGUGUGAAAGUCCGACCAGACUGUCCGUGUAGUGCUAGCUAGAGGAACAUUGGGGACUGUUGUAAACAGCUGUUGUAACGAUCGUCUGUUAUUCAUGCAUCUUUUUAAUUCUAUUUUCCAGUAAAAUGAUUUUGAUUUUCC